AUGUCUGCUGUGGCUAUAGGGAAGACGGCUCCUAGGUUGAUUAUCGACCUUCUUGAUUACGAUCCGAGAUUCCGCGAACAACGACCGGGCAAGAACCUAAUUGCUGAUGCUGCCCCGCGCUUCCUGGGCGCCUGUCCGCCGAGGAAGCUUCCCAACGAAUGUCGGCACAGUCUUAUGAAGAAGGACUUGCGGACUGUGGCCCCUGUCUCGAAUGAUGAACUGCCCGAUAGCUCAACAAAGUACAUAGUUCCAACAUAUUGUUCGGCAUGCCGGUAUCAUUUCGAGAUCACCAUGGACUUUACUCAAUGGCAAGACAACCACGUUCCCUGCAGGUUAUCUGAUCAGGACAACCCUUUACAUCAUCUUCAGCUCGCCGAGUCUAUAUAUGCAGGAGCGCACCCGGAUCGCCUUGUGCCAACCAAAUAUGACCCAACCAUCGAGAUCCAUAAGUUCGUUUGCUCAAGCGAGACUUGUCCGCUGCAAGUCACUAUAAAAGUAUCCGCGCCGAGGUUUAGUAGAAACUUGAUGACUCUCCUGGAACCGUCAAAACUCAUAGCGCGUGGAGUAAAGGAGAUCCAAGCUGAACCUCUAAGAUUCGAAGGGUUGGGACCGGUAUCCACGUUGCAGGCCUUGGACUAUCUACGCACAUACCUCAGAGAUACUAAGGCUGCAGGGGAUACGGGGCCUAAACGGAUAGCCAAACGCAACAAGAAGUUUGCUCUUGCGUAUAGUAACGAGUGCGACGCCCUUUUCGAGUAUCUGGACUUCACAACCGUGCAGGACGGAGAGACUGAGGGAGAUUCACCUCAGUUCUGGCUACCACCCACGAUCACAAGCAUGAAUCGUGAACUCAUCAACGAUUUUUUGGCUGAGCUGGACGUACUGCUUGAAGCAAGGCCGGCCUCCGAGAAACAUCUUGCGAAAGUGCUCAUCCACACCAGACCGUUACCGGCCCUAAAGGACAUUGAACGUAGUCUAGGGUACUUUGAAUAUCCUACAAGAUCGCGGACUGUAAAUCUUGAGGCUGAGGAACACCCGUACUACCUGAGCUUGGGCGCUGUGGAUGACUUCACCGACGAGUUCUUGAGUUGGGCUUACGACAGGCAAUGCCAGUGUGAUCCACCGAAUAAACCGUACUAUCUGGACUGUUUAGAAGAUCUUGCAAAAGGCAGAGGUAGCUCUGAUCUGGAAACGAAAGUCGUUAUGGCUACGUCUGCUGGCGAAUAUGGCUUGAAAGCUAUCGAAGGAGCAUACCGAUUCUUUGGCUUAGACCCGAACACCAAGGAAGGGGACGAGCAUAUCAUGGGCGUCUACAAAUCCAGGAUAGAAUCUGCGCCUCGCCAAAAGGAAGAAGCAAAGAACUGCCUUCUUGCCAUUGCAAAAGCAAGAAAUUCUGAAAAGAUCCAGGCCCUCGCAAACGAUAGAACGAUGACUUUCGAAGAGGCGCUUGAGUUCUUGAAUAUCUCAUCUGACACCGCUUCUGAUAGCAUCGAGGCUGCAGCUGUGGCGAUGUCUCUUGAGGCCGAUAACUCUAAAGUCGCGAGAGCCUUGAGAGUCAUUGCAAAUCACCGGGACGGAGAUUAUGCUUUGGAACGAGCAGCCGCAAAUAUGGAAUUAGACAACGUUGGUUCAACCCUCGAUAUUGGCGAAGCCUACAAUCGGCUCCAGAUCGGCGCUCGCAACGCCCCAGAUGAAACUGUUCUUGCGUACUACCAGAGUCUCAUGAACGAUGCCGCGCCCGGGUCCAAGGACAGCUAUACCGAAGCGCUACGUGUCAUUGCUUGUGAUAGACAGAGUCAUUUUCUACUUACAAAGCUCGAUGAUCCUAACGCUGUCGUUCAUGCCGCUCCCAGCACAGCAAGCCAACCCAUCGGGCUCGACAACAUCGGCAAUACUUGCUACCUAAACAGUCUCCUCCAAUAUUACUACACGGUCAAGCCUAUUCGGAACGUUGUAAUCGAUUUCCAAAAUCAUCGCAUGGAGCUUAAUGAUGAAGACAUUAAAAAGAAGCGAGUUGGUGGUCGAACUGUUGCGAAGUCAGAAAUCAUCAAGGCCCAGAAGUUUGUGGACGAAUUACAACACCUCUUUGAGAAUCUUAAAACAGCAUCGACACGUUCAAUAAAGCCGACUAGAGAACUUGCAGAGUUGACCCUCUUCAGCUCAGCCGCGGAGGCAAAUUUCCGGAGAGCGUCGAUUAGUAGUCCCAGCGGUCCACCACCAAAUCUGACCUCUAUGUUCGGUGACCCUCCUGUAUAUGGCCCAGUAUAUGGUCCCCAGCUUCCGCCCCCGCCGUCGCAACCUCCCCCGAUAUUAAUCGAGGAUGAUAUCGAGAUGGUGGACCAUCCCGAAGAUAAGAAUGACGAUGAUAGCAGCGAAGCAACUCUCGUCGAUAUGGAAACCCUUCCAAAUUAUGAGGAUGUCUUCAUCAAAGAUGCUACGGUAUCAUCGAGGCCCCAGAAAAAUGAAACUCUAGAUGGUGAUGCUAUUAUGGUCAAUGGCGAUGAUACAGCCAAAGAUGGGAAACCUGUACCCGAGAAACAACCCCCUUUACCGCCGCGGAAUAAAUCGGGGCUUGUCAUCCAGACAAAUGACAAAGAUGUGGUUUCGGAUGAUGAGCUAUGGAAAUUUGGCUCCCAACAGGACGUUACCGAGGUCAUUGGAAACGUCAAUUUCCGGUUACUGUGUGCUUUAAAACCAACUAGCAUCGAUAUGAGCUCAGGAGAGCAGAUGGACAUUGUCAGGGACACUCUCUACGGAGCCAACGCUGUCUACCUCCAGAAGGCGGAGACGCCCGAGAGGAAGGUGGAAGCUUGGUCAAAUCUUAUUGUCUUCCCCGCGCCCGUCGGGUCCCGAGAUAUUUACGAGACACUCGAUGUGGUCUUUGAUGAGCAGAUUGUCGAAAUCGACAAUACUACAGCGGCGCAGCAUGCUUCAAUAGCCAAACUCCCUCCAAUCUUACAUAUCCAAAUCCAGCGUACGGCAUUCGACCCGGUUAAGCAAAUAGCAUCGAAGAACCGGAAUCCAGUCAUAUUUCCGGAGACAAUAUAUUUGGACCGAUAUAUGGAUUCCCAAGAACCCGACUCGGCGUUAAUGCGCCGACGUCGAGAGACAUGGAGGUGGAAGGCGCAGCUCAAGGUGCUCGAGGCUCGACAGGCCGCUUUAAAGAACACAGAGGCAGAAAUGUCAGUUGCGGAUGCACUCAUCGCAACAAAGGACUACAUCAAUGUUCUCCAGGAGGAGGAGGUUGACGGUAUUUCGAUUAACUCGGACCUUCCGGAUCUUCUCGAAGAGCGCACCGCAGAAAUUGUGGAGGAGCUCGGAGUGAUUAACAAAGAGAUUGCUGGUCUUAAGCAAAGCCUAACCGAACAAUUUACAGAUAUGCGCCAAUACGAAUACAAGCUACAGGCGGUAUUCAUACACCGUGGUGAGGCCGGCGGUGGGCAUUACUGGGUCUAUAUUUAUGAUUUCGAGAACGAUAUCUGGCGAGAAUACAACGACGAAUAUGUCACGGAAGUCAAAGACCGUCGCCGUAUCUUCGACCACCAGGGUGGAACCGGUGGGACGCCUUAUUACCUUGCCUAUGUGCGAAGCUCGGACACCAAAGACUUAGUCGAGGCUAUUUGCAGAGAGGUCCCGGAGGUCGAAAUGACAGGCGUCACGGACACCUGGGCUGGCGAUAUAGAAGCCGGUACCGUUGGAGAAGACGAUGAAAACGUUACUGUCAGACAUAUCGAGCAUGCAAGACCCAGGCCGUUACGGCCCAAACCUACUCAGGGAUUUGAUACUGUUGGGAACUGGGAAAACACUAUUGGGGACAACCUUGACGCUAAUGGUCGACCAUGGUAG
Messenger RNA from Venustampulla echinocandica, 3846 nucleotides. RefSeq names its product Cysteine proteinase. The coding region runs from base 1 to 3846 and encodes 1281 amino acids. Gene Ontology annotation, molecular function: proteasome binding; cysteine-type deubiquitinase activity. The transcript is spliced from 3 exons. Gene Ontology annotation, biological process: regulation of proteasomal protein catabolic process; protein deubiquitination; proteasome-mediated ubiquitin-dependent protein catabolic process. Lineage: Eukaryota; Fungi; Ascomycota; Leotiomycetes; Helotiales; Pleuroascaceae. The record is from RefSeq and is a predicted model, not a curated record.